This is a messenger RNA of Argiope bruennichi, 1008 nucleotides long. RefSeq lists its product as uncharacterized. Bases 1 to 1008 code for a protein of 335 amino acids. The transcript has 2 exons. The record is from RefSeq and is a predicted model, not a curated record. Gene Ontology annotation, molecular function: nucleic acid binding. NCBI's taxonomy places the organism in Eukaryota, Metazoa, Arthropoda, Arachnida, Araneae, Araneidae. Gene Ontology annotation, biological process: DNA integration.
AUGUCUUUUGCGAUGCUUCGGAAAGGUGCAGCGUUAUACAUUUGUUUCACUGAGCUUAUCGAAAAGAAGGUUCGACUAGUUUUCAGUCGCAAUAGACUUUCUCCACUUAAAAAGGUGACACUUCCACGACACACGCACAUCAUUUGUCUACAUCAUUUGGGUGUUCGUGUAGUUCUUUUAGAAUUACGCUCCGAGUUUUGGAUACUCCGUGGUCGUCAAGUGAUUAAAACCUGCUUACCGUGCAAACUGUCUCAUGCUUUAAGUUCUAAAGAAAUAGAAACCCCUCUUCCAGCUGACAGACUUACUCCUUGUAUAACUUUCGAUACUACUGGAAUAGACUUUGCAGGCCCAGUUUAUAGUAGGACCGUUAAACCUUCAAAUACCGCUUACAUCACGCUAUUUACAUGUUCUACUACUAGAGCCUUGCACAUCGAACUUGUUUCUGACCUUUCUGCAGACAAGUUUCUUUUGGCCUUGCCAAGAUUUGUAAAUAGAACAGGACUUCCACAUGCUAUAUACAGUGACAACGCCACUACCUUUCAUGCCACAAACAAGGAAUUCAUUUUCCUUUGGAAUACAUUGAUUUCAGCGAAAUUGCAGCAAUUCUAUGCUCACAAUGGUAUAAAGUGGAAGUUUAUUGCACCAGCUUGGUGGGGAGGAUGGUGGGAGCGACUAAUAAGUCUAACCAAACGAUGCUUUCGAAAAUCCCUUGGUCGUUCAUUACCAGAGGAGGAAGUCUUAACUACGGUAUUAGUGGGAAUAGAAGGAUCACUCAAUAGUAGAACUUUGAUUUAUGAGCGUGGUGAGAAUGAUACAGAGGAAGCUUUUAUCCAAGCUCAUUUUCUAAUUGGUCGAAAGUUGACCACUGCCCCAUCCGGAACUGAGUCUAGAAAUGACAAGAUCACAAAUAUUUUCAGGCAGCAGCAAGACUUACUGGAUACGUUUUGGAAAAGAGGGUUCAAAGAAUAUCUUUGGAAUUGCGUACAUUUCAUCAAGUACGAAAUGUGA